AUGAAAGUUCCAUCGACAAAUUUAUGUUCGUUUGUUAUCUUUUUAAUUGGUAUCACAAACGUUAAUGCAAAGCAUGACAGUACAAAAGCAGCACCAUAUUCAAGAUCAGGAUUAUCAGGAAGAACCUCUUCAGCAUGUUCCCUGUUAGUAGGUGUUACAGCUACAUUUUGUGAUCCAACCUCACCCUAUGCUGCUAUGUGUUACUGUGUUGAUCCAAAUGCAUUGGCUACUAUCGCAGGUUGUUACCACCUAGCCAACAGGGUGUCACAGGAAACAGUCGAAGGUUUAAGUGAAAGUUGUGCAGAACUUAAUACAACCAUUACGCUAGACGAUUUUGAAGCAGCAUAUGAUAAUUAUACUUCCAAUGCCAAAGAGACAAGUGAUAUCAAAGAUUUCAAUGCUACUGUUCCUGUAGAUGUUCCAGUUAAAUUAAACUCAACUUCAGUCAAAUUAUAUAUCGAUGCUUAUGACCAAUUUUUGGGUAAUUAUGAUGAUUCGUUAUAUUACGGUUCGGGGGUUUUAGGUUAUUGGGCGUUCGUAUUCCUAGUUGCAACAAUUGUGAACUGGUCAAAAAUAAUAUUCCCAGGAUUGGUAAGAAAGUUCACCGGUCCAGUAUCAAACACAUGGAGAAAACAUGUUUCGUUACCUGCUGCAGCUAGCAAAAAUAAAAGCAACGAGAAACC
This is a messenger RNA of Debaryomyces tyrocola, 683 nucleotides long. NCBI's taxonomy places the organism in Eukaryota, Fungi, Ascomycota, Pichiomycetes, Serinales, Debaryomycetaceae. The record is from the annotation of a GenBank genome assembly.